UUUAUUUAUGUUAUAUGCAUAACGACCCUGGAUUUAAUUCAUGGUUUUUAAUAGAUUUUAGAAGAAGGGGUUGUAUUGAAGAUUGAAUUGAGGUGAAGUAGAGAGCUAAGUGAUUGAAGUGUGGUGACCUUACGUGUGGGGAUUCUUAAAUAUUGAUUGAUUUCUUCCAUUUGCUUUGAAUUGCGUUACUUGUUUUGGUCCCAUCGUUUCACUGUUAUCGUUAUUCAAUCAAGGAAAGCUUUGGAUUCAUUGCAAUGGCUACUCCACCACAAGCUUCUCCUUCACCUAAUCCUGCUAAACGUCCAAUUACCGCUGCUCCGACAACCUCACCUGGAUAUGAGCGCUACCCCGGCCCUCCUGUAUUUCUAUCGACAAUCCGGCCUGCUGCCAUGCCUUUCCGAGCCUCUCAUUCAGCUCCUCAGCCACUGGCUUUCUCAUCAGGUUCGUGUUUGCCCACAUCCUCCCCCCCCGGUUUUUCAAAUGGAUCAGUUGAACUUCACCAGCAACUUUCCAGUGCAAUGGACGAAUCGAUGCCCGCUGGAGUCACCAUGCGUUUAUUCUCAGUUCAUAAGUGCUGCUGUCGCAGUAUAAAUUCUGAAGCUGUUGGAGCAGUAAUCAAACUUUUAUAGCUCGAGGAACUUUAACAAUGGCC
Molecule: messenger RNA, 652 nt
Organism: Hibiscus syriacus
Lineage: Eukaryota; Viridiplantae; Streptophyta; Magnoliopsida; Malvales; Malvaceae
Exons: 2
Coding region: 255-629 (124 amino acids)
Source: RefSeq, a predicted model, not a curated record